ACCGUUAACGUGGAUCGGCAAAUUCGCCAUGGAGGUGGAAUUCUAUGGCAAAUAUGAUUGCGUAAACCCGCAGCCAUUAGGCAUGGAAGACGGAUCAAUAGGCGACGGACAGCUAACGGCUUCAAGUUAUUUAACAGUAGCGAGGCAUGCAAUAGCCAGUCGCCUCAACAGUGGUUCUUGGAGGCAAGCAUCCGGAGAUACAAAUCCCUGGUUGCAAGUUGAUCUUUUACAUCAAACCAAAAUCACAGGUGUAGCCACUCAAGGUCAUCGUGAUAACCCUAGCCUUAUUAAAACGUUUAAAAUGUCAACUGGUAACGACGGAAAAAACUUUGCAAGCUAUACUGAGUCUGCGCUUGUUAAAAUUUUCCAAUCGUAUAUUCCUGGAAAUACUAAUGGAAACACGGUUGUCAAACAAACCUUCGCAAAAAUUAUCGUCGCCCGAUUCAUUCGGAUCUAUCCCUUGCAGUUUCAAUAUAACCCGUGUUUAAGAAUUGAGGUCUAUGGCAGUCCCAUUGUUACAACCUCGUGUUUAUACCCACAAGCUCUUGGCCUCGAGAACUAUGUAAUACGUGAUGCUCAACUGACUUCUUCCUCUGAAAAAGAUGAAACUUCGCGUGCAAUGAACGCCAGGCAGAAUUUCAAUGGAACAGCUGGUGCAUGGAUUGCUCUAGGCACAGAUAUGCACCCUUGGUUGAGAGUUGACUUUAUCGGCAACGUAACACUUACAGCCGUUGCGACACAGGGCCGUAACGAUGCGGACGAAUGGGUAACGAGUUUCAAACUGUCGUUCAGUAUGGAUUCGAGCAAUUAUGAAUAUUAUGAAGAGAAUGACGUUCCUAAGGUAUUUCAAGCGAACACCGACAGAAACACGACGGUCAAACAUUAUAUGUUCCCAGCAGUCUUUACCCGAUAUGUUCGCCUCCAUCCUAAGACCUGGCAUAGCGCUUGCGCAAUGAGAACAGAAUUUUUCGGGUGCUACGAAGGUAUGGAAUCUGUCGCCGUGAAGUUAUCCUGA
Molecule: messenger RNA, 1015 nt
Organism: Dendronephthya gigantea
Lineage: Eukaryota; Metazoa; Cnidaria; Anthozoa; Malacalcyonacea; Nephtheidae
Product: lactadherin-like
Exons: 5
Coding region: 29-1015 (328 amino acids)
Source: RefSeq, a predicted model, not a curated record